AGGGGAAGGAAGAAAGGAGAGAGCUUUUGAAAGGCGCACCAUUUUGAAAAGAAUCAAAGACAAUUUGAAAGGAAGACCUUUUCAGAAUAAAUGGCUUACCUGAAGAGAAUGGAAGUUUGUGAAGAUAUGUCUAUGGAACUACAGUUUUGUAAUAUGCGAAAACGUCAGUGUAUGGGUGAUGUGGCAGAGCAUCCCAACAAUAAGCGACAAUGCACUGGAUUGGGAAGCCUUGCCAAUGGAGAUGGCCUCUUAUUCAACCAGUUUAAUGAAUGUGACAUGCUAUACUGGCAAAUGCAGAUUUCCACCGAACAAACAAAGUCUAUGCCUGGAUUAGUCCCGAAGCCUGAGAUACAGAUGGACUGUAUGGCUUUUGAAAAUCAGGAAAGUGGUGCUUCUACGCAGCCUUGCCAGAGAUGUAUUGCCGGGGAAUCUGGUCACAUCAACCAUAUCCUCGGGCUGUAGAGUGUCUAGAGCUGCGUAAUGUAUUUGGAGCUGUGUCCAGAAGAGAGAAUAUUGGUGAAAUUCAGCAUAAUUCCUGAUUUUACCACUGAAUGAAGAUUUCGCUAUGAGCUCACUACCUCCACCAUUUAUAUGUGUCACAAACUGUAUACCAUACACUUGGCCAAGAAAAACAUUCUCUCUGCGCAACCACUUAAACUGCUGGCAGUGGCGGUGGCAGAAUUUGAUCUCUUUUCUAUACAGGUUUUUUACAUUAGAAAAUAAAGCAAUUAACACACACUCCUUUUAAGCUAAUAAAAGGCUUUAUAAAUCUAAAAUGUUUAGGGUUUUGAUACCACUAUUUUUUCCCCAAAAGCUUUUAUGUGCAGGGCAUUAACACAACCUUCUAUGUAAAGGGAAAAUAAUAAUAUGGAUAACCAUUAUUUUUUCAAUAUUUUUAUAAAAGGGCUUUAAAGUUCAAUUGUUGAUUAUUGUACUAGUCCAAUAUUUCAUUUCAUUAACCCAAAUUUGGGUUUGUGGGGUUUUUUUUAAUAACAAUGCUAUGAAUUAAUAUUUUUGUAACUUUUAAAAAAUGGCAUUUAUUUUUAAAUUCUCCACUUUUGCUAAGUUUUUGACAAUUGCCUGAUUAGUAUAUAUAACUGUAACUGUGGAUGAUGGUUGUGAAUAUUUUUCAGGCAGUAUUUUUAUACCAUGGUUAAUAAAACAUUUUACAAAGAC
Molecule: messenger RNA, 1176 nt
Organism: Spea bombifrons (plains spadefoot toad)
Lineage: Eukaryota; Metazoa; Chordata; Amphibia; Anura; Pelobatidae
Exons: 5
Coding region: 91-462 (123 amino acids)
Source: RefSeq, a predicted model, not a curated record